Eimeria tenella is the source of this 1983-nucleotide messenger RNA. RefSeq lists its product as uncharacterized. The annotation marks the transcript as partial. The transcript has 5 exons. Lineage: Eukaryota; Apicomplexa; Conoidasida; Eucoccidiorida; Eimeriidae. The record is from RefSeq and is a predicted model, not a curated record.
GUGCCAGUGACCUUCGAAGAAAGCCUGAUUGCCUUCAAGACGGGGCUGCACUACGCAAGAUGUGUGGGGUGGGCGCAUGCAGCUUUUGCUGCUUUUGAAUCUGCUGCUGUUUCUACAGAGUCCGUUUUGUCUCUUGUUGCUGCUUUUGCGGAAAAAGAAAAGGACCUUUCGCUGCUGCUGCUGCACCUGCCCCCAGCAGCAGCAGCAGCAGCAGCAAGUGCCCUCAGCCACAGACAAACCCUCCAAACCGCCACCUGGAAUGCCUUCGUUGCUUUCUGGUCAAUUCAGGAGGUCUACGGCCUCCUCGAGGGCGACUUGAGCAGCACGCUAAGCGCAGUUCCUUCUUUUGCUGCUUCGCCGCUGCUGAGCGGGGGCCCCUCUGGGCGCUUUUGGGUACCGGAGAGCAUUUGGGGGCCCCUGGAGGAGGAGCUGCAGCAGCUGUUUAGGGGCCUUCCUGCUGCAGUAGGUGGCGGCCUUGCUGCUGCUUCCCGUGCUGCAGUGGACGCCGUGCUGCACGUGCUGCAGCAGCAAGUGCGGCGGCGGGGCUUCGUGGAAAUGGGGGCCCCCGAGCAGCAGCAGCAGGGGCCGCCGCAGGGGCAGCAGCAGCUGCAGCAGGAGGAGCAGCAGGCACAGCUGGAGCGGCUGGAGCAGCAGGAGCAGCAGGUGCAGAAGUUCUUCCGCAGCCAGCAGCACACUGCAGCAUUCUGCAAGCUGCUGCAGCAAGCUGCUGCUGCUGCUGCCUUUGCGCAGCAGCUCGAAGACCCGGAGGUGAAGGCCGUGCUGACGCGGCGGCCGCAGCGCUUCGGCUUCGAGAGCUGGCUGAGCCUGGUGCAGCAGCAGCAGCAGCAGCAGCAGCAGCAAAGCCCAGAAGCAACUGUGCUGCUGCUGCAGCGACUCUUCACUCUUGUCUGCAGCAUGAUCCCAGCAAGUGCUGAGACAAGGGCCCUCAAGACUUUGGGAAAGCCCACGGAAGAUGUGCAGCUUUUUAGGACUUUGGUGGACUCCAUAGUGUACCGUUUGCUGCUGCUGGAGCAGCAGCAGCAGCAGCAGCCGCCGCUGCUGCCCCCCUCCUUCGCCCACUACCCCCUCUGCACCGCCAUUCGAGCAGCAGACUGCAGCAGCUUCGCAGCAGCAGCAGCAGAAGACCCAGCUCUUGCCAGAUCUUGCAAAGAACUUGAAGAACAAACUGAAGAGCCCCUGGCGGAGCGCUGCGAGUGCAGCAAAGGGGGCCGCAGCAGCAGCAACUUGCUGCAGUUCUUUGUGGGGUUUAUGAGCCGGCAGCUGAGCAGCAGCAUUGUGCAGGACCAGUGGUCACGUUUGCUGCGCAUGCAGCUGCUGCAGCAGCAGGAGCCCGCGCUGUUCCCGCUGCCGCUGAACCCUCUUGCUGCUGCGCUGCACGAGGCGGCCGUGCAGCUGGCGGACGCAGCAGCAGCAGCAGCAGCAGCAGCGGACGCCGCAGCCACCCCCGCAGGCAAAGCAGCAGCAGAAGCAGCAGCAGCAGCAAAACAAGACCAAGACCUUGCUGCAGCAGCAAACCGCGUCUACACCACCAUGUGCAGAUACGCAGACUACAUGAUAGCAGCAAACAACUUAAAAGAGACCAACGCAUGCACCCUGGUGGGGGCCCCCCCAGAGGGGCCCCCCGGGGGCCCCCCCGGGUCCCCCGGGGGCCCCGGGGGCCCCCCAGGGCCCCUGCUGGCGCUGCUGAAGCGGCUGCUGCAGCAGCACUCCUCGCGGGUCCUGUGGAGCCGGCUGGGGCAGCAGCAGCAGGGAUUAUUAGCAAUGAGUUAUGAAGAAAUAGUAAAGUCGAAGAGUCUGCAGCAGCAGCCGAGUGGGGCCCUAAAGGCGGGGAGACGUGCUGCAGCUGCUGCGGGACAAGCUGCAGCGGCUGCAGCCGCAGCUCAGCAGCUGGAAGCAGCAAGCUGCGCGCGCGCUGCAGCUGCUGCUGCACCAUGCUGUCAAGUUCGUUCUUGCUGCUGCUAA